AUGCCUCCAAGAAAGAAGACCAGAAGCAACAACAUAACUUCCCAGGAUGGGCCAAGCCAUGCUGACUCAGAGUCAAGGCAACAUGCCUCUUCUAGAGAAGAAGAACGUGCAAGUGAGGGAACUUUCACUCUCACAGAUCUUGUUGCAGCCAUUCGUGCUAUGGGUGAGACCCAGAGGGAGAUGGCAGAGAUGAUAAAAGAACUCAAAAAUUCGGCUCCAAAGCCAAGUGAAGUGAAUGAGAAGCACCCACAGGAGGAAUCUGCUGCUGCCGGAAAGGAGUCUGAGCAGAAGGGACCAUCUUUUGUCACUCAGGAGGACGUUGUUGCCAUGCUGGAAAAGGAGCUGAGUCGAAGUCAGGAAGAUUGGAAGUAUCUUCCUCAGCCGCCGUAUCCAUCAAGCUUACUCCAGCAGCCAUAUCCUAAAGGCUAUGAAGCACCGACCUUUGUCCUCUUUGAUGGACGAAAGGGGAGCCCGAAGGAGCAUGUCAAUCGCUUCAUCGAUGCCUUGGGACCGUAUGCUGGUGAUCAUAAUCUUCGACUUAGAGAAUUUUCAAAGAGUCUCACCGAUCGUGCUUACACAUGGUAUACAACGUUGGCACCGGGCUCUAUUCAUUCCUGGGAAAGUCUGGCAAGCAGGUUCUGUAAGAAGUAUUUCCAGCAUGAAGAACGAGUCACCACCACUCAACUCAACAACACCGCCAAAAGCAUGGACGAGGAGGCGCUUGUUGAAAUUUGCAUCAGCAAUAUCGUGGCAGAUUAUAGAGUGUAUUUGGAGAAUAUUGGCAUUAGUCAAUUUUCUCGGCUGCUGGAAGCUGUGAGGAAGACGAGCAUGUCCGUCAGGCCACCAGGACAAAGGACUUGGAGGAAUGAGAAGAAGGAGGCGCAUCAGACAUUAGCAAUAGACGACAAGCCAUCCAAUGACUACAAUUCACGCAAACGCAAGGAUAGAGAGACGUAUCCACCACUACCAUGCAAAGAUGAAGAAUUUCAUGCUAUCCUUGACACAAUGAUUGCUGAUGGCGUAAUCAAACCUGUCAGACCCUACAAGGUUCCUACUCGAGAGGAAAAGAAUGAUCCUAGGAAGCAAACCAUUGAUGAAGACCCCUUGCCAAAACGAAGGGGAAAGGAGGUAGCCGCUGUCAUUACAUGUUCUGAUGAUUUGCUUGAUGAUAAUGGAUUGUGCCACCCUUGGAGGAAUGACCCAAAGCCGCCGGAAGCCGUAUGGGAACCUUGCGGAAACAUGGAAAAGGCAUAUUGGUGUAAAUAUUCAAGGCCUUCAAGUUACAACACACCAUGGCCACUCGCUGAUGGAUGGGGUGACAACUCAGGCAGCGAAAUUUUUGUCUUGGACAUGCCGGAAGAACGCUACUCGGGGGCUUUAUCGGAGCAGCAGGAAGCAGCUGCCGUGACAUUUCAUAAUAUCACGGAAGCUGAAACAAGUGUGAUGGAACGUUAUUUAAGCAUGAAACAGGGGCCCACAGCUUCACAGGUCCUUCAAAGAAACCCAAAGUUCAAAUCACUCUUUGACCAACUUGGCUUCGGGCCGCAAGCAAGAGAAGCAGCUGCUGUAGCCCUGAUGAAUAUCUCUGAGGAGUCUAAUUCUCAAUGCUUUACAACUCAACCACAAGGGUCAUUCUUGGGAAAUGACAAUGCUAUUGUCUUUACGGACGAAGACAUGGAAGUUCCCAUACCCGGACCAUAG
Molecule: messenger RNA, 1701 nt
Organism: Prunus armeniaca (apricot)
Lineage: Eukaryota; Viridiplantae; Streptophyta; Magnoliopsida; Rosales; Rosaceae
Source: the annotation of a GenBank genome assembly